This is a messenger RNA of Paramormyrops kingsleyae, 3648 nucleotides long. It is a transcript of the gene rnf216, whose product is annotated as ring finger protein 216. The record is from RefSeq and is a predicted model, not a curated record. NCBI's taxonomy places the organism in Eukaryota, Metazoa, Chordata, Actinopteri, Osteoglossiformes, Mormyridae. Gene Ontology annotation, molecular function: ubiquitin binding.
GUUGUACGUGCUACUAGCUUUGGUUUCCGGUCGAUAAAGUGUAACUAUCGUUAGCGACUGGUGUAUGUGCAGGUCCGGGAAGCCUCUUGAAGCCGCUUUACGAAUCGGGAUCAUGCAGAUUUGCUGAGUUCCUGCGAUCGUAAGCGUGUGGAAGUCUGUGGCCUCUGCGUAACUGACGAUGGCCGAUGGAGCGGAUGAAGAAGAAGUUAUCCAUUUGGCUAGUUUCCAUACGCACCGUGGACAGGAUGGCAAGGCCAAGUUCGACACUUCUAUUACCAUAUCUGACGAUUCGGAUGAUGAGCUGCUUACAUUUGCCACAAAUCACACGAUUCAAAGUAAAUCGGAGGCUGAGGACGAGGAUGAGGAGGAAGAUGUGGUGAUAUUGGAGCCUCAAGCCCCCCUCCGCCCCAGUGUCAUUCGUCCUGCUGCUCCUUGGGGCAGGGUGCGCUCUCAGAGGUCGCGGCCAGCGGACGGGAAGGAUAAGGCCUCUGCCGAAUCCAAGGCGCAGUCCUCCAAUCACCAUGCACAGCCUGAGCACAGACGCAACACCCUCAGUGUCUUAAUUGAAGACCGGAAUGCUGCACCUUCCACGUCCAACGCACGACUCACUCCGGGACCCGACCCGGUUCCUGCGAGUGGAGCGGCGCCGGAGGAGGAGAACCCGACAUCCUCCGGGCAUCACGCCGAUCCACACGGGGAAGUCCUCGGUGUAGCAGCACCCGAGUCAAUUGGCCCCCUCGGGGCGGAACUCGAAUCUGUAGCAGACAGCCAGCCGAGGCCUGGCAGAUCUUUGGACAUCGCAGCAGCCCCAUCUCAGGAACGCCCCGCGGAGCCGCCGCAGGUGGGGCAGACCCCUGCCACCCCACCCUCACUGCUACACCCUGCAUCAGAUGCCGCUGAAGCAGCCACCCAGCAGGACGCCUUACCAGAGCCUGCCAUGGUGCAUCCUCUAGGGGCAGAAGCGAGGCCUGAGGACGAGAGGCCUGGCCCAUCCGCUGCUAACAAGGAUCAUGGACUUUGGUAUGACCAGGAGACCCUGAGCACUCUGGUGAAGGGAGUGAUGGACCUCUUCCCGGAUGUAGAGGAAGCCUUUAUAGCAGAUUUGAUAAGGAGACAUGACUUGAAAGAUUUAAAUUUAAUUUGCAACUUUUUGUUAGAGAACCCUGAAUAUCCAAAGAACGAGAGGAUUUCUGUGUUGAAUCAGCACACCAGUAUUCUUCUAGAAGCAAAUGAUAAUGAAAUGCAGGAAAAAGAGAAUUAUUUUGAGUUCUCCAAGCUGGGCACGGUUGAUCACCGCGUCCUCCUGCAAGCCGCAGACCUUCUCAUGGGGGAUUUUAAGAUGCUGAGCAGCCUGGACAUAAAAUGGGCUCUGAAUUCCCUUAAAGGACACUAUGCAAUCACUCGCAAGGCCUUAUCUGGUGCCCUAAAGAAGUGGCGUGAGCAUUCCGCUGAACCAUCGGGGAAGAAGAGGAGGAGGAAAGAAAUGAACCAGUUCUCGUAUAUAGAUUUCAAGUUUGAGCAAGGUUCCACAAAGUUGGAACGGCGCAUGUUCUUCCUGGAAAACAAGAGGAGGUACUGGAGAUCCUAUGACAAGAAGUCGCUCCACCCGAGUUUGCAGAAAGAAAUAAAGUUCUACGAGCAGAAAGCCAAAGAGAUGGCUGAGCACGAAGACUUCCUCUUAGCUCUGCAAAUGAAUGAAGAGCAGUAUCAAAAGGAUGGCCAGCUGAUUGAGUGCCGCUGUUGCUAUGGCGAGUUCGCCUUCGAGGACCUGACGCAGUGUACCGACGGGCAUCUCUUCUGCAAGGAGUGCUUGGUGAAGUACGCUCAGGAGGCCGUGUUCGGUUCGGGCCGGUCGGAGCUGAGCUGCAUGGACGGGAGCUGCACGUGCAUGUUCCCUACCAGCGAGCUGGAGAAGGUUCUCCCGGAGAACAUCCUGUACAAGUACUACGAGCGGCAGGCCGAGGAGGCCGUGGCCGCCACCUGCGCAGACGAGCUUGUCAGGUGUCCAUUCUGCAACUUCCCAGCUCUGCUAGACAAGGGAAUCUCUCUCUUCAGCUGCCCGAACCCCCGCUGCAGGAAGGAAACCUGCAGGAACUGCCACGUUCUGUGGAAGGACCACGUGGACAAGACCUGCGAGGAGGUGCAGGAGAGGGAUGAGAUCCGGCUUAGGGUCACUUUCGAGGAGAAGAUGACGGCCGCCCGUGUCAGGAAGUGUCACAAAUGUGGCAUGGGGCUGGUCAAGUCCGAGGGCUGCAACCGCAUGUCGUGCCGCUGCGGGGCCUUCAUGUGCUACCUCUGCAGAGAGCCCAUCAAUGGCUACAACCACUUCUGCCAGCACGCCCGCUCCCCCGGGGCUCAGUGCCGGCACUGCAAGAAGUGCUCCCUGUGGACGGACCCGACGCAAGAUGAUGAGCGCAUCAUCCAGGAGAUUCAGAGAGAGGCUGAAGCUGAGCUGCAGAAGAAGAACUCCGACAACAAAGGGAAGCGCGUGGGCCCUCCCUCAGAACCCAUCCCAGACAAGAUUCCUCGCCUUGCUCCUCCAGUCAUGCCAGUGCAUCUGGAGCCCCCGCUGCCGGCAGGAGGCCCCCCUCACGGCCACCACCCGGGGCUGCUGGUGCCCCCUCAGAUCAUGCUGCCUCGCCUGCCCCCCCAGCCCCUCCACGUGCAGCCCAUCCCCGCCCCCUAUGUGCCGCCACUGCCCAACCUGCCCCUCAACUAUGAGCUCCCCAACAUAAACCUGGACUUCAACAUGCCUAUGCACUACGGACCUCAUCACCGCUUUUUCAGGCCCCUCUGAGAACCCCGUCUGCCCACAGGGGCACAACACGCCAAGUUGGACUUUUUUUUUGGUUUGUUUUUUAACCGGCACACACCCGUGCUGCCCGUCAUUUAUCUUGCUUUUAAAGUUUACAGGAUGAGUACAUUGGUCCUAGCAGAAGUGCUUUAAGCGUAACCUCUUGUCCUCCGUCCUCGCAGUUGUAGUAAUGCGUUGACUUGCCAAACCCGCUGCUGGCACGUUCGGACUCGGCUCAGUGUUAGUAACCAUGUCUCACGUGUUCUACGCCGACUCCAGAGGAGCGCAAUCCACCAGUGCCGUUCCAUGUCGUGUUCCUUGAGCGCAAUCCACCAGUGCCGUUUCUCUCGAGUACCUUUUGUCAAAGUUGAGCGUGGGCGGUCCUGAUGCGGCCGUGUUAGCAGUCUUCCCUUGGACGCUGGGAGCGAAGGCUCGUGCUACCGUGACGAUGAGCACGUCAGGGGUGCCGUGUUCCAGAGGCUGGGCCACAGCUUAUGACCAAUGUGAUGUUCAGCACCUGGUCUUGCCCGCCAUGCGGACGAUCCUGGGUCCCGACUCUCCAUUUUUGCCCUUCUGUCAGGGGAGAUCCAGGGAAUGUGGGAAAUGUGACAGCCUUUGGCUUGGUAUUUUCAGAAGGGGGAAAGACUCACUCCUGAAGACUUUAAUCCUCGUUGAGUGCCUGCAGAUUUUUAGACCUUCUUUGCAGUUACAGAUAAAGAGCACAAGAUGUAUAAUUAUAUACACUGUUUAGAAGGCAGAUCUUACAGUAAUGGAAAGCACGAACGAUUUAUGUUAAAGGAGUAAAUGUUUAAUAAAGUUGUACUGAAUAAAUAAAUACAAAAUAUGUUUAAAAA